Sceloporus undulatus (fence lizard) is the source of this 5038-nucleotide messenger RNA. It is a transcript of the gene AHRR, whose product is annotated as aryl-hydrocarbon receptor repressor. The record is from RefSeq and is a predicted model, not a curated record. Gene Ontology annotation, biological process: regulation of transcription by RNA polymerase II. The transcript has 11 exons. Gene Ontology annotation, cellular component: aryl hydrocarbon receptor complex; nucleus. The coding region runs from base 74 to 2257 and encodes 727 amino acids. Lineage: Eukaryota; Metazoa; Chordata; Lepidosauria; Squamata; Phrynosomatidae. Gene Ontology annotation, molecular function: nuclear receptor activity; protein dimerization activity; transcription cis-regulatory region binding.
UCAGCCGCUGGCAGCCUUGUCAUCCCCGGCUCUUCCAGCGCUGGGCUCCGGACCCCGCUUCCAUGCCAGGACAAUGAUUCCACCAGGGGAAUGUCUGUAUGCUGGAAGGAAAAGACGAAAACCCAUUCAGAAACAGAGGCCUGCCUCUGGGAUUGGAAAAACAAAUCCUUCCAAGAGACAUAGAGACCGGCUGAAUGCUGAGCUAGAUCACCUGGCUAGCCUCCUGCCUUUCCCACCAGAUAUAAUAGCUAAAUUGGACAAACUCUCUGUUUUACGUCUCAGUGUCAGUUACCUCCGAGUUAAAAGUUUCUUUCAAGCUGUUCAAGAAAAACACUUGAGAAAGCAUGCAGGUUUUGGAAUAAAAGAAGUUGGUGUACCCAAAGUACCUGUCAUCUCAGAAGGUGGAUUCUUGCUAGAGUCACUGAGUGGUUUUGCACUGGUAGUAAGUGGAGAUGGAAUGAUAUUCUAUGCAUCACCAACAAUUGUGGACUAUCUAGGAUUUCACCAGACUGAUGUAAUGCAUCAAAAUAUAUAUGAUUAUAUUCAUGUGGAUGAUCGUCAGGAUUUUUGCAGACAACUACACUGGGCCAUGAACCCACCAAAACUAGUAUCUGGAGAGCAUACACAGACAGACACAGGAGAAGAAUUCAUUCUUAGCAAAAUGUGUAGUGCACAGGAGAGUGACAAUAUAACAACAGACUUUUCACCAUUUUUAACUCGUUGUUUUACUUGUCGAAUCCGGUGCCUUUUGGACAGCACCUCUGGCUUCCUUACAAUGCAUUUUCAAGGUAAACUAAAAUUUCUCUUUGGACAGAAGAAGAAAUCUUCCUCAGGAGCAAUAUUAUCUCCUCAGUUGUCCUUAUUCUGCAUAGUGGUACCACUCCUGCUUCCUCCUGUGACUGACAUGAAGUUAAAAAGCCUUUUUGUGAAAGGAAAAUGCAAAUCUGAUCAUGCAACCUCAGCAGAUACAAAGUUGAAGGCUAUUUCUGGACAGUAUAUGGCUGGUAUUCAUAGAAGAAAUUCUUCCCAAGAAGGAGAAAAUAACAGAGAAAAUGGCAUUUCCCUCAUGAAACUGCAAGCAAACAAGGACCCCUGGGUUUGGAUACAGGCCAGUACUCAAGUUCAGUACAGAAAUUCUUCUUCAGAAUGUGUCAGUGCUCUUCAGCAAGCUCCCAAGGAAGAGAAAAUCCAGAAGAUACCAAACAUCAAUGCAAGUAUGAAAGGAAACAGAGAACAUUUAGGACAAAUGAAGCAUAACAAGUGGAGUCCAAGGAAAAAAGAGCAGGAUAACAUAAAAGUGAAGUUUGAACCUAAUACAGAUGGUGAUGAAUGCUUUAUUCAGCAAGAAUUUGUUAAUCCUGCUGUAUCACUGUUUGGUAUUCAACACAAUAACAGUGGAAAUGGCAUGUGGGCAUCAAGGAAUCAAUCAGGUAUUUGCUUUAGAGGUCAGUGUAAUGAGAACAAAUGCUCUAACAAGAUUUUGAGAUCUUUGUACAGUAGAGAUGAGCAGCUCUUCAGUUUGUCAUCAACUUGUCUUUGGGCUGACAGAGAAAAUUGCCAACUAUACCCAAGCUUGCAGCAAUUCACAGCAGACAGUUAUUUGGGAGAAUACAUGAAAUUACAGUGUCCCCCAGUAUCUCCAGAAACUCUGUACAACACUAACUUAGCUCACAACACCCUGAUAAAAACUGAGUAUGAUUCAGAUUAUGAAGAUCUAGCUAAUAGUUAUACUAAUUCACCAAGUUGUGGUUUGAUGGAUGAAAACAGCACAGUCAAAAAGCAGUCAAUUCACUUUCCUAAAAGGAUCCACCUUAAAACAGAGCUCAUUGAACAACCAUCUGCCGGCCAAACCCCAAGACAUUGUGUCUAUCCACCAUAUAACUGGCAACACAUAGUGAUGCAUCAUACCAAUAAUGUCAGUAGAAGUGUACUUGGCAAAACAACGCAUAACAAAGAGACAACGUCUUUAACGCCCCCGCAAUCUAUGUGUGCAGAAGCUACGGAGAGCCCACAAGCUCCAUAUUAUAGUAAUCAGUUCUAUAAUGCAUCUUCUAUAGAAGAGAGAGGGCUGAAUACCCAGGUUGUGAAGACACACACUGAGUUUAAAAAUAUCAGUUUUAUUCAGACAAUUAAACAUGAGUCUUUAGAUUCUCCUCCUAUCUCCGGGAGUGGUCAGAAAGCAGUAGAGACUACAUUCUGUGAAACAGAAUUAGCUGGUUCUCAUCCUCAUAAAAUAUUGCCGCAGCAAACUGUGUAAUGUGUUAUGGUGUUUUACGGCAGCAUCAAUGGUACAGAAAUGGGACACAAAACAGGAAAUAAGGCAUUUUCUAUUGUAGGGACCCAGAGCUACUAAUCCUGUUUUGGUUUCACUUUCUAGAUUUACAAUUGUUGACCCUGUUCAUCAUAUGGAUUGUGAGUGAUGGGUAUGCUUAAUUUCCAGUCACCCACUUAAUAUAACAUAGAGAAGUAUGCUUCAUAUUUAUAAAAGCAUAGACAUUUUGUUGCAGAUAAUUAGUACUGAUGUGUAAAGGCAACAGGUUUAAACCAAAACUUUGUUUUGCAUAAAACUACUCAGCAGUUUUUUAUUCUUGGCUAACAGUAGCCAUAUCAUCUGUGGUUCCUAAUUAAUUUAAGAGGGUUCUUGUGCUGUUCCCAGAUUUAAACAGGAACAGAAUUUUGGAAAAGUCCCAUAAAAGCUUCAGGGGUGCACUAGGCAUGGAGCUACAGAGAGAAUGUAAUGUCAGACCUAGUCUGACACCAUGAGGUAGGGAGUUCCUGGAAUUCUAGACAGAGAACAGGACAUUAAAAGAAAUGUAGUCUACCUGAGGGCAGAAUUGUGGGAUGGACUCUUAGGGAAGGACAAAGAAAGAAAAGAAAAGGUGUGGCUGUAGAAAAUAUGAGGUGGCAGCAGCAAGCUCUGAUAUGUUUUGCCAUUCAGUUUGGAUGAUGUUGAUAUGCGGCUUUGGAUAAGAUAGUUCAGCCAUGUAGGAAUGUUCUGUUGAAGUAUUUAUAUAGCCAAAAUGGUUAAUUUCAAAACAUUCAGUCACAUUUCUUGAAACAAGUAUAGUCUGGAUGCUGUCAAUGACAAACCUCUUCAAGACUUCUUCAGAUUCCUUGGUAUUUGUCUGUUAUUUCCUCUUCUUAAAUUACUGUUUGUGUCUGGAAUUCCACUUAACUGGGGUGGGGAUGAUACACCUCCCUGAAUUAGAAGUGUACAAAGUUUAUCUAUGAAACACACUUUAUGGCAUAGUUGUUUGAACAUUGGACAUCAACUCUAGAGACCAUGGUUCAAAUUCCUUCUCAACCAUGGAAACUCAUUGGUGAGUUUGGACAAGUCACAUAUUCUCAGUCCCAGAAAACCCCAUGAUAAACCACCCACCUUAGAGUUGCCAGAAGUGACUUGAAGGCACACAAUAGCAACAACAAAAAUUGCACAUCUUCUAUUAACUUUUGAGCAUUGACCAUUUACUAUAUCCAUACAGAAGACCUUGCCAGGCUGAGUAAAACAUUUUGACAUUAAUUUAGAGAUGAACAUAAAAUAAUAAUAGUAAUAAUAUUUUCCAACAUAUAAUUGGUAUAUUUCUGAAUAUUUGUUUUCCAAUAAAUUUUCCAAGCAAUGAUUUUCCAAAUGGGUAUUUAUAGAAAAGAAAUUGGAAGCAGUUUGUCAUUACAUUGGCAGUUCUACUGUUGUCAUCAGCUUUGACUUCUAUUCACCCUAUGAAUGAGAGAACUCCAAGACACCCUGCCAUCAACAGCCCUGCUCAGAUCCUGCAAACUGAGGACUGUGGUUUCCUUGAAUGGUUAUUCAUCAUUAAUGUGGUCUUCCUCUUUUCUAUUACCUCCCACUUUACAAAGCAUUAUCAGCUGUUCAUGUCAUCUUGUGAUAUGGCCAAAGUAUGAUAGCCUGUUUGGUAAUUCUUGCAUCUAAGGAAAGUUGAGGCUUGAUUUGUUCUAGGACCCAUUUAUUUGUAUUUUUGCAGUUCAUGGUAUCUAUAGAACUCUCCUGCAGUACCACAUUUCAAAUGAGUUCUCUUUGCGUCAGCUAUUUUCACUGUCCAGAUUUCCUAGCUAUACAUAGACAUUUGAAAUAUAAUGAUAUGGGCGUUUCUGAUUUUGAUAUUCUAUCAUAUAUAUUUACAUUUGAUUACCACCAAAGCAAAAAUGCAAAUGUUUCUUUUUAAAAAGAUAUAAUCAGACUAAUGCAUAAUGUAAACAGGUCAAUAAAUACUUUAUUUUAAUCAUUUUAUUGUUAAAACAUGUAGCCAUUUACAUCAUUGUUAAUAUCAUCUUUCAGUCCAGCAGUUUUAACAUGAAUACAAAAUGUUUGUGAAAGGUUUCCAUGUAUGUCUGCAAGUCACAUGCUUUGUUUUCAGUCUUAAAAAUACUAAUAAGCACAUAACAAAAGAACUGCUGUGAUUUAUGUUACCUCAGAUGUAUAACUUGCAUUAUUGAAUCAAGAGAAAAUAACAUUUACAGAAUAAUAUGUGUAAAAUCAGUAGUACAGUGUGUCGGUGUUAUACGUGAGCGCAGCUUAUGCGGCUUCCAGCAUACACUGGAAGCCUGCACCGGAAGAAGCCUCGGCGCCCCAGGAAGAGGUAAUGGGACGUGUGCCGCGGGCACGAGCCCCAUAGCUUCUAAUGGGGCUUGACUUUACAUGUUUUUUCCCUUACGCAGGGUGGGUCUGGAAAGGAUCCCUGGGUAAGGGAAGGGCACACUGUAUGAUUUAUUCUGUAACAGCAGCUCAGGUAGUCUGCUCCUAUAGCAAACCAUUGAAGCAGAAUUAAAAAAAAACUUUUUGUACAAAACUUCUUUCCUUAUUCUGAUAGUCUUUUCUGCAAAGCAGAAAGUCAUAAAAUUAGAAAUUACAGGAUUGUAGUCCAGUUACCAAAAGAGCUACAUUCUUUAGACUUUUAAGAAAGUCUUAAUUUCAACUUUAAAAUAAUAUUUCUGAUGUUUAGACUGUGCUGCUCUUUGAAAAUCAGUAAAAGUCAGUGUUUGCUAAUAAAUAUUCUUUAUGUAAGUUGAAUUUGUAAUUUUU